Messenger RNA from Rotaria sordida, 1032 nucleotides. NCBI's taxonomy places the organism in Eukaryota, Metazoa, Rotifera, Eurotatoria, Philodinida, Philodinidae. The record is from the annotation of a GenBank genome assembly.
AUGACUUCAAAUUUAGUUAAAGGUCAUAUUCUUUCCGGACUUUUUGGUUUUUCUCUCGGAUUCUUAACCUUAUGGUUAACCUCUCGGUGGCGUCAACAAAAAGAAAAAAAACGCAAAUCAAAUCCAUCGACAACUGUUACUGAACAAGUUGAAUCAUUACAUUGGAAUCCAUUAGAUGAACGACGUGGUUUAGGUGAUCUUAUAACAAAAGUCAAUCAUAUAGGAAUAACUGUAUCAGAUGUUGGUAAAUCAUUGCAUUUCUACGUUGAUAUAUUAGGAUUACAACAAAUUCGUCGCCCUAAUUUUGAUCGUCACGGUGCUUGGUUAACAAUGGGUAAUGUUGAACUUCAUCUUAUCAAAGGUAUACCUGCGAUUCCAGUAGUUGAUAAUCUCCAAGUUGCACAUAUAGCAUUUGAAACAAAAAAUAUUGAUGAAGUUUUAUUUAAAUUACGUCAAUUAAAUAUUGAUGUUCGUCAAAAUUUAUCAAUAACUAAUGCACAAAAAGCAGCAUUAAAAGAUUCUGAUUCAAAAUCAAAACCAAUAAUUACUCAAUAUUUUUUUACUGAUCCUGAUGGAUAUUUUUGGGAAUUAUGUAAUUGUGAAAUUCUUACAGAAUUUGCUCUUAAUAAAAAUCAAAAAAUUAAAGAAGUUGAAUAUCGUGAAGAUAUUCCAAGUGGUGUUGUAUUCGACGUUGCUCGAGUAGCAAAACGUUGGACGGGUGGAAGUAAAAAAGGUCUAGCAGAACAAUUUUAUGAUAUAUUAAAAGAUAUACCUCGAGCAACUGAAGUUGACGAAGCGAAAUUUAAUAAUCUUAUUAAACGACGUACUAUAUAUGGUGAUAUUAUGCAAGGAUUUACUGAUGAAGAUAUUAGAGAGGCUUUACUUAUAACAAAUAAUUCUGUUCCAUUAGCUGUCCGUAUUUUAACCCAAAUACGUGGUGAAAAUAAAUUUUAUCAGCCACCUGCAUUUCUCGAGAACGGAGAAUUAACUACGCCAAAAUCAUUUUUUAUAGAUAAAAACAAGUUAAAAUAA